Messenger RNA from Dermochelys coriacea (leatherback sea turtle), 3391 nucleotides. It is a transcript of the gene GLIS1, whose product is annotated as GLIS family zinc finger 1. The transcript has 11 exons. Lineage: Eukaryota; Metazoa; Chordata; Testudines; Dermochelyidae. Gene Ontology annotation, biological process: regulation of transcription by RNA polymerase II. The record is from RefSeq and is a predicted model, not a curated record. Gene Ontology annotation, cellular component: nucleus. Bases 175 to 2865 code for a protein of 896 amino acids. Gene Ontology annotation, molecular function: RNA polymerase II cis-regulatory region sequence-specific DNA binding; DNA-binding transcription factor activity, RNA polymerase II-specific.
CCGUCAGACAGCCGGCCCCGGAGGGGCGGGGGCUCGGGCUCGGCGGCGCGGCGCGGCGGGAGCUGGCGAGCGGCGGCCGGGAGGAGGAGGAGGAGGGAAGCCCGCUCGCUCGCUCGCUCCCCGCAUCCCCAGGCCAGGAGAUAAGCAAGGACCUUCCAGCAGAGGGACACAAAUAUGCACUAUGAGGUUGCAGAGUUUCAGAAACCCAGUACCAGUGCAGCCUUCUUUGAAGCAAUUGAUAAAUGCCAAGUAGUGCCUAUGAAGGAACUGCCACAAGUGACUUGUUCGAACGCUGGUAAAGCUUUUUUGAAUUCUCAGAUGUCCUUUAAAAUAACUGUCAACAACAGCGGCGACAAUACAGAACCGCAGCAAAGUCCCCAUGAAAUGUCAGUGCCGCUGUUAGAUCUCAUCCCCAAAAGACCAAGCAUAUUUGAGAGGCUUCCAAUCCUUCAGCGGACACAGGAGUUCCGAUGUCCUAAAAGCUCCAAAGAGUAUUUCCAGCAACAGAAACAUCAAAGCGUGAAGGUGAAUGGUGGAUACAGCCAUUGUAAUUUGAUCUCCGAGAAGAAGAACAUGAUGGACAUGGAAAUGACAAAUAGCUCAGUACCUGUCUGUAGGCAGAGUCUGCUCAUCCACACAGGAAAUCCACUUACCCGAGACCACCCAUUAUCUCGUGAGAGAUUGCUACAUGUCGGUCACCUGAAUUUAACACAUUCGGAUACCAGGUCUCCCAGGUUUCAAGACUCCAUCGAUUCUUCCACUUUGUGCAUGAAUGGAAGUCACCCAGCUCAGCACAUUAAGCAAGAGUGCCCAGGUGAUUAUAAGGUUCUUUCGGAGGUUUCUGCACAUAGAAGGACUACAGAGGGAAUGGAGCUGCGAGCCUCUGGUAGUCUGCAUCCUGAAAUAGACCUAAUGAAUAAUAGCUUUACAAAUUCACUUUCAUCAUACUUGUUUAAUAAUGAACAUAGCUCCUCCCUGGGUUCAUUGUCAUUUGGCAGCCCUCAACAUUCAGCCAGGCUACAAUCAAGCAACCUGAAGAAAAGAUGCAUCUCUGUUAUGCCAUCUUCAGCUGAAGGAAUCGAUAUUACAGCUAUUAUCCGCACAUCACAGACAUCACUGGUCACCUGCGUGAAUGGUCUGCGGACUAAUUCGGCUGGCAUUUCCUCUCAUCCUUUGGAGAUCAGUCACCACAGUGCUCAGAAAUCUUCUCGUCCCCAGUCUUGCUCUCAGCCUGGGAACCCUUGCAGUCUUCCCUCUCCCUCAGCAUGCCUUGUACCUAUUUCCACUGAAUGUGACAGAGUUGACUGUGAUCCGCUACAAAUGCAGCAAAUAGAGGAAAAUGCAAGUCUUAACCUUAUGAUGAAUGGUACUGGUAUUCCUCAGCAAGACGCCUCACACAGCAGCCAGAAGGUGAGUUUCUUAAAACAAGAACCGGUCGAUGAUUAUUCCUCUAACACAGAUCUCUUUCGGCAUCGUCAGGGGCUGCCGCCGCCGCCUUAUCAUUUACACCAGCAGCUAAGCCAGACUCAAGGGACGUUGCCUCAUUUACAUGUCUCCAUGUCUCCAAAGUCCCUUCAGCCCAGUGAAGGAGAUGAACAAGAGGUCAGCAAUGGCACACAGGUCUGUCGGUGGAUUGACUGCAAUGCCACUUAUGACCAACAAGAUGGACUGGUCAGACACCUAGAAAAAACGCACAUUGACCAGAGGAAGGGAGAGGACUUUACUUGCUUCUGGGCAGGCUGUGUCCGUCGGUAUAAGCCUUUCAAUGCUCGUUACAAACUGCUGAUUCAUAUGAGGGUUCAUUCUGGAGAAAAACCAAACAAGUGUAUGUUUGAAGGGUGCAACAAGGCAUUCUCUAGACUUGAAAAUCUUAAGAUUCACCUGCGGAGUCAUACUGGAGAGAAACCUUACCUAUGUCAGCACCCUGGCUGCCAGAAAGCUUUCAGUAACUCCAGUGAUCGGGCAAAGCACCAGCGCACACACCUGGAUACUAAACCAUAUGCCUGUCAAAUUCCCGGGUGCUCCAAACGCUACACGGAUCCAAGUUCCCUGCGCAAGCAUGUGAAAGCUCAUUCUGCCAAAGAACAACAGCUACAUUCAUGUACUGAUAUUGAACAAGAUGUACUAAGUGAAUGCUUAGCUAUACAGCAGCUCCACACAUCUUCACAACACAUUUUGGAUGGGAAGUGUGGUAGAUCUAUAGGUCACCAUGAUCUAAUAGCAGGCAUGUACACUGGUUCCAGCACUAACCAUAAUGGACCAUCACCAGGUCUCCUGCCACCUAUUCACGACAUACCCUCAAGACACCAUCCACUGGAAUCAACCCUUGCCAGUCCACACCAUCAUCUGUUACCUUUGGAGACUACCAGGGAAGGGCUUGCUCCAAAUAUUCUUUCACCUCUUGUCAGUCCUCUGAAAACACUAGUUCCACCUUCCCUAUUGCAGAAACAUGGUUCAUCAUCACCACACAGCCAGUCUCCAAAUGGGCAACAGUUUUCAGGAAUACCAAAUAAACCAUAUGCUCAGUAUCAAAACCAAUCUGUACAAGAGGGACUGCAAGGUUACCAAGGCAGCUUUCACUCAAUACAAAACUGUUUCCACUACGGAGACUGCUACAGAACAGUGGAACAGUCUGUCAACGGUGAUGUGCUAACAGGGGAAUCCCAUUGCUUUAAUCCUUUGAGACAGAAUGGGUGUCACAUACUCAAUGCACCUUUAGCUUCAACAGGCUACGAUGUAAUUUCUGAAGCACAAUGUGGGUCUGAAGAAGCAGUCACCAAUGGAAAUGAAGAAAAUGGAUUUUUCCAAAAUGGUGCUUUUGAUCAUUGUUUGAAUCACAUUCCUUCCAUCUAUACAGAUACCUAAGAACAGCUUUAUCCUUUGUUUCCUUUAUUAUUACUAUAACUGUAUACAUAGUAACAAAAAUGCUCUCCCAGUACUUUUAUUUAGUCUGUAUCUCUAUGUGCUCAUUUAAAUAAACACCUCACAUUUACCAAUCCAUUUUAUAAAUGAAUAUACUGUAUAAGAAAAAUUAUUGGAACCUGUUCCUUUGCUGUGGCACUUUGAAUUUCAUGCUUUAAGGGAAUGAGGAGCAUUUGAAACAACUUGUUUUAUAAUUUCUUACUAAGAAUGUAAAUGUAAGUUAUAUAAUAACUUGUAAAGAUUUUUUUCUGAAAUGUAUGUUUUCAAUUUGAGACUGUUGCUCCCUUUAAUAGUUUUAGUUUCAUUCAUUGGACAUUUUCUUGACUAAACGGACUUUUUUAAUCACAGACCUCAUGUAUAUAAAGCCUUCAUUUGCUCAGCUGGUUUUAUAUUUUCAGUUUUACAAGAAAGCAUUAAAAACUGGAUACAAGUAUACUGUUUCUUACCUUCAGUCUGAUAAACCCUGAUC